This is a messenger RNA of Gastrolobium bilobum, 1549 nucleotides long. Its product is annotated as GDP-mannose transporter GONST3. Gene Ontology annotation, cellular component: Golgi apparatus. Lineage: Eukaryota; Viridiplantae; Streptophyta; Magnoliopsida; Fabales; Fabaceae. The record is from RefSeq and is a predicted model, not a curated record. Gene Ontology annotation, molecular function: GDP-fucose transmembrane transporter activity; antiporter activity. The transcript is spliced from 2 exons. The coding region runs from base 254 to 1393 and encodes 379 amino acids.
AAAAGAAUCCAAAUGCUGCGCUGCAGCAACGUCCCCGAAGCUGGUGAUUCCAAUUUCUCUUGUGUUUUGGACAAUUGACCCCUCAAUCAAGUUUCAAAAUUCCCACCCUGUGCCCCAAUCCUUCUUCUACUGAAUCCAAAACACUGCCACAAACCAAACCUUCGUUAUUCUUCUUCUCCAAACACUGCACCCUCGUGCACCGCAUUUCGAGCAAGCGACACCGUUUUUUCAAUUCUCUUUCAAUUCGAUUCUGAUGUCUAAAGAUAAUGACGUGGAAAACCCUAAUAAUAACCCCAAUGUUGUUCAAAAGGGUCUGAAUCUGAAUCUGAAUCUGAAUGAUAGUGAUGGAACAUGGUACACUUCAAUUAAGCAACAAAUUUCAGUCUAUGGUGUAGCUGGUGGAUAUUGUUUAUCUGCAUCAUUGCUAUCUAUUAUUAACAAAUGGGCUGUGAUGAAAUUCCCUUACCCUGGUGCCCUAACUGCAUUACAGUACUUCACCAGUGCUGCUGGUGUUUUCCUUUGCGGGAAGCUCAAGUUCAUUGAGCAUGAUUCUCUUCAUUUAUUUACAAUGUGGCGGUUCCUUCCCGCGGCUAUAAUCUUUUACCUCUCACUUUUCACCAACAGCGAGUUGCUCCUCCAUGCCAAUGUUGAUACAUUUAUUGUGUUCCGGUCGGUUGUUCCUCUUUUUGUUGCGGUAGGGGAGACUUUGUUCUUGCAUCAGCCGUGGCCCUCGGCAAAGACGUGGGCCUCGCUGGCUACUAUCUUCGCCGGGAGCGUGCUUUAUGUUGCUACGGAUUAUCAGUUCACGUUCAUGGCUUAUACCUGGGCGGUGGCGUAUUUGGUUAGCAUGACCAUUGAUUUUGUUUACAUAAAGCAUGUGGUUAUGACCAUUGGUUUGAACACUUGGGGACUGGUAUUGUACAACAACCUUGAGGCUCUUCUGCUUUUUCCACUGGAAUUGCUAAUAAUGGGUGAGCUGAAGAAGAUUCAGCAUGAGAUCUCUGAUGAGUCUGAUUGGCACUCGUUCCAGGUAGUCUUGCCUGUUGGAUUGUCUUGUUUGUUUGGUCUGUCGAUCUCUUUCUUUGGAUUUUCUUGUCGCAAGGCGAUUUCUGCGACGGGGUUUACUGUUCUUGGUAUAGUGAACAAGUUGUUGACGGUUGUGAUUAAUUUUGUGGUAUGGGACAAGCAUUCGACAUGGGUGGGUACAGUUGGGCUUUUGAUUUGUAUGCUAGGUGGGAUUAUGUAUCAGCGGUCAACAAGCAAACCGAAGGCUGCAAAACAAGCAACUGCGCAGGAAAAUGAGGAGGAACAACACAAGUUGCUUGAAAUGCAAGUCAAUUCAGAGAGCAAAAUCAAUGAAGAUGAAGUUAAUAAAUCAAGGGAGGAAAACUGAAAUUAUGUUCAUGUAGGAAAUUUUUCAUAUUUCUUUUCUAGUGUAUGUCUGUUUCUAAGGUAUCUGAUAUAAAUUAUAAACAUUAUUUACCAAUGCUUUCUCCAUGAAUGGCAAGCUCAUUGGCAUUCCGGCAUGUAGGGUUUAAUUUACGUUUAA